Messenger RNA from Elaeis guineensis (African oil palm), 2244 nucleotides. NCBI's taxonomy places the organism in Eukaryota, Viridiplantae, Streptophyta, Magnoliopsida, Arecales, Arecaceae. The record is from RefSeq and is a predicted model, not a curated record.
AUGAAGAGGAAUCUGAGGGGAUCAAGAUUCACCUACUUUCUAGAUAAAACUCUCCCUCGGAUCUAUGCUGAGCUUCUAGAGCGUACGUACAAGUACCGAGUAUUUGGUGAUCCACCAUCUCAAAGAGCAGCCGAGGAUCUUGCAUAUGCCGUUGCACGUCUCUUCUCUGCAAAGCAUGGCACACUUGUAAACGACUACAUGUAUCAUGAAGGAACCAAUUUUGGAAGGGAAGGUUCUGCAUUUGUGAUGACUCGAUACUAUGAUGAAGCCCUACUUGAUGAAUAUGAUCAGUCUAGUCUGGACAAGGAGCCCAAAUUUGGACACCUAAGAAACUUGCAUCAUGCAUUGAAAUUGUGCCAGAAGGCUUUGCUUUAUGGAACCCCCUCUAUCCAAAACCUGGGGAAAGGUUACGAGGUUGUGAUAUAUGAGAAACCCAAGGGAAAGGUUUGUGCUGCUUUCCUCACAAACGCCAAUCCAAGAAUAGUUGGGACUGUGAACUUCAGAGAUGUAGAAUACUCUCUGCCUCGCCGUUCUAUCAGUAUCCUACCAGAUUGUAAGGCCGUAGUCUUCAACUGUCAGAGGACAACUGCCCAACACAAUGCAAGGACAUUCCAUACAGCUCAAGAAACCACUGAGAAGAACAAAUGGUGGAUGUAUCAAGAACAUAUCCCAAAAUUUCGUGAUACUAAAGUCACCUCAAGGCAGCCCUUGGAACUAAUGAACAUGACCAAGGACACUACAGACUAUCCGUGGUAUACCACAAGAUUCAAGUUGGAGGAUGCAGAUUUACGCAUGCGUCAUGACAUCUGCCCGGUGCCCCAAGUGUCAAGCCUUGGUCAUGCAAUACAUGCCUUUGUCAAUGGCUUUUACAUAGGGACUGGACAUGGGAGCCAUGUCGAAAAAAGUUUUGUGUUCACAAAGCCCAUGGAUCUAAAUCAAGGAGUUAACCACAUUACCAUUUUGGGAUUGACAAUUGGGUUGCCAAAUAGCGGAGCAUACUUGGAACAUAGACUUGCUGGUGUUCAAACGGUAGGCAUCCAACGUCUGAACACUGGGACUUUGGAUUUGUCAAACAACCGGUGGGGACAUCAAGUGGGAUUGGAUGGAGAAAGGUUGGGUAUCUUCACUGAGGAGGGAUCAAAGAAUGUUCAGUGGAUGGAGGCUAAGAGUGGCACGCCAGUCACAUGGUACAAGAGAUACUUUGAUGCUCCCAAUGGAAAAGACCCAGUCGCUCUAAAUAUGACCAGCAUGGGGAAAGGAUUGGCAUGGGUCUAUGGUGAGUGCAUCGGUCGUUACUGGGUGUCCUACCUCAAUCCUAUAUAUGGAACACCUUCUCAGUCAAUGUACCAUGUUCCCCGCUCCUGGUUGAAGCCAAAAGACAACCUCCUUGUCAUCUUUGAGGAGCAUGGAGGGAAGCCAGAGGACAUAAUAAUCAUGACCGCAAAGAGGGACAACAUCUGUGCCUUUGUCUCCGAGGCCCAUGCUCCCAGUGUUGGGUCAUUUAAAAUGAAGGAUGAUGAACUCCAGACUAUUGAAGAUGCCAAGCCAAAGGCUCACUUGAAGUGUGACAGCAAGAAGGUGAUCCAGGCUGUUGUCUUUGCAAGCUUCGGCAACCUGACAGGACCAUGUGGCAAGUACACCACUGGGUCUUGCCAUGCACCACAGACUUGGAGCAUUGUCAAGAAGGAAUGCUUGGGGAAGAGUUCAUGUGUGUUACCAGUCUCAGCCCAAGCCUAUGGGGCAGAUGCGAAGUGCCCUGGCACAACAAACACUCUCACAGUCCAAGUUAAAUGUGCCAAGAAGGAUAAUGAUGCAGCCGAGCACAGAACGACCGCACCUAUUUCUCCGUCCCGAGCGACAGUAUCGCGCAGGGCUGGGUCAACGCCUCGACCUGCCGGCCCCUCCUCGCCGUCCGCCUUCAGCCCGGAGAGCAUCGUCUUGAGCCGCCCGUCCUGCUGCGACAAGGAUGCCGGGUUAACGGAAGAAGGAAGCAAGUCGUCGAACCCGACACCGAGGUUGCGGAGGAGGCCUUGCAGCGAGCUGCUCGGCGGAAGUCAGAUUGAUUCCACCGCUGAGUUUGCUGUCAUUGCCAUCGUCUACCCUUCCGACGAAGCUCAGACCAAGGAUCCCUUCGGCGUCUCUGUCUCCGGCGUGGAGGGCUCGGGCUCUUUGUCCUGUCCCUCGUCGGAGGACUCCAUGGUGGGAGGUGGUUCUUGCCGGAGUUGUUGCGGUGGCGCCGCCUAG